Messenger RNA from Aspergillus fijiensis CBS 313.89, 716 nucleotides. RefSeq lists its product as uncharacterized. The transcript has 3 exons. Gene Ontology annotation, cellular component: lipid droplet; endoplasmic reticulum. Gene Ontology annotation, molecular function: acylglycerone-phosphate reductase (NADP+) activity; triacylglycerol lipase activity. NCBI's taxonomy places the organism in Eukaryota, Fungi, Ascomycota, Eurotiomycetes, Eurotiales, Aspergillaceae. Gene Ontology annotation, biological process: triglyceride catabolic process; phosphatidic acid biosynthetic process. The record is from RefSeq and is a predicted model, not a curated record. The annotation marks the transcript as partial.
CUACGCCAUGUCAUCUACGAGCCCAGAAGUUCGCACUUGUCACCGAGUAACCUCUAGUCAAUCUUUCCCUUUACUCAUCGCACCCCCAUGCUUACUGGUUCCCAUCUUGAUGCGGCCAGGGCGGGAUUGGCGAAGCACUGCCCAGUGAUGACCGAAUGUGCUCGCCACGGCAUUCAUCUCAUUGUCGCCCUUCUGCCUAACCCGUCGAGCCAGCAUCUGUCCGCAAAAGGCAUCACCUUCUUUCCCCUCGAUGUGACGGUCGAGGGGUCAGUGGUAGAGCUCAAAGCCCGCAUCCGGGAGCUCGCGGGCGAAUACCUCGACAUCCUGGUGCAUUGCGUGGAUGUGAACCAGCUGGAUGCCAGCAGGCUGACUGAAUCAUUGCGUAUACGAUGACGGCUAUCGACACGGACGUCAGCGCCGUCCAAUGCAUGUUCAAUGGGAACCUAUUUGGACCGAUGCGGAUGGUGCACCACUUGCACGACCUCAUUAUUCCGGCCAAGGGAACGAUUGUCAACAUUGGCUCCAUUGAUGGCAUUGUUCCUCACUUGAAUGGAGCAACAUUGCACAAUGCCACCGAAGCUGGCCUUCACCACUGGUUCAAUACACUGCAUGUCGAAAUGGCCCCUUCGACCAUACAGGUGAUUUCCGGCGAGGUUGAUACCAACGUCCUGAAAAGAAAAAAUGACGCGCAUCGACAACUCCCAGAAGGGAAAUCC